GAUGGAAACAAAUGUUUGGAGGAUCAGGAUCCUCAAAACAAAAUAUUCAACAACAUACUCAUAGCCCUAAAAGACCAUCAAGCUUAAAAAACUCUGUAGACCUUACAAAUACUCCUGAUAUAUUAUUAUCAACACCAACACCAAUUCAAAAUAAUCAGCAAAUAAGAAAUCCAAAACGACUUAUAGAUAGAAGUAAUACUUCAUCACCAGUAUCAUGGCACAAAAACCAAAAAAUGUAUACACUAUCAGUAACGAACUCUGAAAAUGAAGAACAAGAGAUAUCUCAAAAUAUUGAAAGAGUAUUUAAUCAAGUUAACCAAAAAGAUAAUUCAGAAUCUCAACAAAUACAAAUACAAUCUUCCUUUAAAGGACGACCCUAUACAACAUACUUAACACCGGCAUGGAAUCAACCACUUGAAGUUUAUACUGAAAACAAACCACAAAACCAACCACAAACUUCAAAAAAUGAAGGAAUAAGUGCACCAGCCGAUGAAAGUGAUAAUGAGAGCUUAACUAAAGAACAACAAGAAUUUCUAGAAGAAAUGGAUGAAGAAGAACAACCGAUGAAUUACAACAAUUAG
Molecule: messenger RNA, 581 nt
Organism: Dentiscutata heterogama
Lineage: Eukaryota; Fungi; Glomeromycota; Glomeromycetes; Diversisporales; Gigasporaceae
Source: the annotation of a GenBank genome assembly